AUGCAGCGACCGGUUUGGGCUUGCACCAUCAAAGUUUCGGUCGCGGCAAUGUCUGAAGACCCUGCACCUCGUCUUCCCUCCUCGUCCAUCCGAGAACCCCUCUCCCUUUUCCCGGCAAGACAUUUUCACACAUCUAAUGCAAUGUACUACAGUGACUUGUUUUGCCAGCCCAUAAAGCCUAAGGCGGCAUCUCAAUCCUUUAGCUUUAUCACGACGACGACCAAGGCCACUAAUCCACGUAACCGGCCGCAUAUUUGA
Molecule: messenger RNA, 258 nt
Organism: Drosophila santomea
Lineage: Eukaryota; Metazoa; Arthropoda; Insecta; Diptera; Drosophilidae
Exons: 2
Coding region: 1-258 (85 amino acids)
Source: RefSeq, a predicted model, not a curated record